Messenger RNA from Asterias rubens (European starfish), 4584 nucleotides. Its product is annotated as structural maintenance of chromosomes protein 6-like. Lineage: Eukaryota; Metazoa; Echinodermata; Asteroidea; Forcipulatida; Asteriidae. Bases 227 to 3541 code for a protein of 1104 amino acids. Gene Ontology annotation, cellular component: nucleus; Smc5-Smc6 complex; site of double-strand break. The transcript has 25 exons. The record is from RefSeq and is a predicted model, not a curated record. Gene Ontology annotation, molecular function: damaged DNA binding; single-stranded DNA binding. Gene Ontology annotation, biological process: double-strand break repair via homologous recombination.
GGCGAGUUGUCGGCGCUCUGGACUUGUUGUCGGCGUUGUCGGCGAAUUGUCGGCUUUUAGUAGGACCCAAUCUUCACGCGCACAUUUUUUCCUCGACUGACAAACGUCAGUUGUCAGCUUUCCAGUUAAAACUCUACAUUUUGAUUAUUGUGGGUGAUGAGAAGCCUUACUGUUGAUGUGAAAGCGUCAAAUCCCACAGCGUCAUCAACUAGCAACAUAAGCAAUCAUGUCGAAGAAUCCUCAUCGACUUAAAGGAGAUGGCCCAUCAGCCAAGAGGGCUCGGCGAGAGACGGCAUCAUCCUCAGAUCAGGAAUAUAACAGUGAGGAGGAGGAGGAGGCCAACUUGACUCAAAGUGCUGAUUUUGACGUGUCUGUAAGUGAAGCGGAGUAUGGAGUCAUCGAACAUGUCAGCGUCAAAAAUUUCAUGUGUCAUAAACGUCUGGAGUUCAACUUUGGCCCUAAUGUCAACUUCAUUGUGGGGCGGAACGGAAGUGGGAAGAGUGCCAUCUUGACAGCUAUCGUUGUGGGUCUAGGAGGAAAGGCUGCAUCUACAAACCGUGGCUCAUCAGUCAAGAAUCUCAUCAAAAACACAGAACAUGUUGCUGAUAUUACAAUAAAGCUCCGUAACCGUGGUCCAGAUGCCUUCAAACCUGACCAGUACGGUUCAACCAUCAUUGUUGAGAGACGAAUAAAAUCUGACGGAUCGUCUACUUACAAAAUCCGCUCCAAGGCUGGUAAGGUCAUCUCGCAAUUGUGUUCGGAGCUACAACAGAUUAAAGACCAGUUCAACAUACAGAUUGAUAAUCCUAUGUCAAUUCUAAACCAAGACACCAGCAGAAACUUUCUACACACGCAGGACCCCAAAGACAAAUACAAAUUUUUCUUGAAGGCAACCCAGCUGGAGCAGAUGACAGAUGACUACAACAACAUCCAACAACAUAAAGAACUAAUGAAAGAUACACUAGAGCGAAAAGAAGAGAUCCUUCCAGAGUUAGAGCGAGAAGUAAUACAGAAUGAGCAACGGUUUAAAGAUCUGGAUUCCAUAACAAAGCUAGACAAGAAGAGAGAAAGCUUAAUGCAUAUGGCUGCAUGGUCACAAGUGGCUGCAGAAGAAAAAGUGUUGGAUAACAUGCAGAAGGAGCUGAGUCAGGAGGAGAGUCGCUUACCAAAAUUCGACGAAAAAAUUCAAACAUCCCAGGCCAAGGUGGAGAGCAGUGAGGCGCACUGCCACAGUCUUCAAGAUCAAUUGACUGAGCUUGGUGAGAAGAUUAAGGAACUACAACCUCAGCAUGCCAUGGCUAAGUCAGAAAUGGAUAAACAGAAGAAGAAAGAAAGAGAGAUAACGAAAAAGGUCAGCUCCCAGCAGAACCAUGUGAAGAGUUUGGUCGGCGACAAAAACGAUAUGCAGCAAAGAAUCGAUGAACUAAAAAACAGUGCACGUAGAGAUUAUGAGGACGAGCGAAAGAUUAGAGAAGCCGAGAUCCAGAGACUUCAAGAACAUAUGAAGGCCCAAGAAGCUCAGAUGGCAACUACAGAGCAAGAUUUAGCGCAGUUUGCAUCCGCUGUCAACAGAGCUAAAGAAUCCACAUACGCACUCAAGACGCGUGAUGCAGACAUCAGGCAUUCCAUAGAUGCUUCUGAGAGACGAGUCCGUAAUCUUGAGGCUAGCCGUAAGGAUCGUCUGAAACUCUAUGGUGACUUCAUGCCGACUCUACUCAAUGAAAUCAAGAAAGCUGCAGAGAAGAAUAUGUUCCAUCGGAAACCCAAGGGACCCAUCGGCACUCAUCUGAAAUUGAGAGACCCUCAGUGGGCGAUUGGUAUCGAGGCAUGCUUAGGCGGACUGAUGUUUAAAUUCUGUUGCCAUGACUACCAUGACAUGGGCAUAUUGAAUCAGUUGAUUGCACGCUUUGUUCCUGACAAGAGAAGUCGACCUGGUGUCAUCGUCUCAGCUUUCCAAGAGGAACAGUAUAACAUUGAAGCAGGCGCCGUACAAUGUAAAGAACAUCCAUCCUUACUGGACAUGCUGGACAUUGAAGAUCCUAUGAUUUAUAACUGUCUGGUUGAUCAGCGUGCAGUGGAGAACAUUCUUUUGAUCAGGUCUAGCCAAGACGCCAGAGACUUGCUUCGUCUUCACACUCCAGCAAACUGCAGGGAGGCGUUUACUCUCAGCGGGGAUCAGGUCUACGCUGGGCGUGAACAACGCUAUUACUCCAACCGUAAUACUAAGGCAAGAGUUCUGCAGGGUGACGUGGAGGAUGAUAUAAGAGAUUUGAAGCAGGAGUUAAAUGAGUUGAGAGAGCAGCAGCGAGAAUCUCAGGGCCAGCUGCAGGAACUAAAUAGAACCAUCAGGGAGAAUGAGCAACUAAAGAAUCGAGCCCAGACACAGAGACGCAAAAUACAAGACUCCAUCAGUUCACUCUCAUAUGACAAACAACAGCUUGAAGCAAUUGAAGAUGUUCCCCCGGUCGACGUCAGCACCCUAGAGGAAGAAGUCGAAACUCUUGCCAGAGAAAUCGUUGCUCACCAAGAAAGCUUGGAUGUCCUUGGAGCACACUACAAAGAAAUCCACACGGAUUACGAGAAAAUGAGCAAGGAAUAUCGCACCCUGGACGAGCAGAUGAAAAAGUUUGCUGAUCAAGUGGAACCGAUAAAGGAUGAUGUAAUGACGGCAACAACAGAGAUUGAAUCAGCUAAGAGUCACUUGCGUCAUUACAACAGUAAGAAGGCUGAACAUCUAGACAAGAUCAAAGGGAUGGGACGAAGACAUAAUGAAAAAGCCAAAGAGGUCCAGGAAAUGGUAGUCCUAGCUCAGCAAGUCCACGCAGAGCGGAUUGUGACAAACAGAAAACCUCAGAAUAUCGACAGCGAAAUUGACCAGAUCACUAAACGAAUAGAGAAGGAACAACAGAGUAAGGGUGAUCCAGAGCAGAUAAUCCGACUUUAUGACCAAACCAAAGAAAGCUACAAAAAGAUCAAAAAGGAGCUCACUAUGUUCAAAAACUUUAUCAAGAAACUGGAUACACUUCUUGAAGUUCGUAAAAGCACCUUCUUAAUUUUGCGUCGACACAUUGCUCUUCGUGCUAAGUGCUUCUUCAUCAUGACCCUCUCUAGACGUGGCUAUAACGGCAAGAUCAAAUUCCAGCAUCAGACAGGGGAGCUUCAAAUCACUGUGCAGCCCACCCAGGGCGAUGGUGUCGGCUCACAGGACAUGAAGGCAUUGUCCGGAGGGGAACGUUCAUUCUCCACGGUGUGUUUCAUCAUGGCACUGUGGGAAAGCAUGGAGACACCCUUCAGGGCACUAGACGAGUUUGAUGUAUUCAUGGACAUGGUGAAUCGACGAAUCAGCAUGGACCUGAUGUUAACGGUUGCUAAGGAGAAUCGAAUGAGGCAGUUCAUCUUUCUCACACCUCUAGACAUGAGCAAAAUCAGGACUAAUUCCUUGGUGCGGAUCUCUCGUAUGCCUGAUCCAAUCCGUGAAGAUCAAAGCGUCCUGCCUUUCGAGCCAAUCUCACGCCGUGACGAAAAUGAUGAUGGAGAUUAACUGACGUUAUGAACGCUGGAAGGUAGGCAAUCUAAGCAAUGUAUGCUACCGUGAGGGAACACCAGGCACUAUGCUACCUUGGCAGCAAAACCCAGUUAAGGGUAAACAAAACAUGACGCCUACUCCGGACUUUAAGGUCGUUAGUGCAAGUUGGAUUUUGUAAAAUUUCUUUAACAUAUUUUGGAGCUCCUGGUUAGAGUGGUCUUCAAAGUAUUUGUUUGGCAAAAGGAAACCUUCAUUUUCUUAAGUAAAACAUAUUUGUUGAUUUUGAGCAAUGGCACAUUAAUCCGGAGGACCCAAGUUCAAAUUCCCCUCUAGUCAAGUUUCUUUGAUUAACCUUAAAUUAUGCGCACGCACCGAGUAUUAGCCAUAAGGUAUAUGAUCUUUGACAGUUUCUGCUGUGUGCGCACCCUCUAUGUUAGUAACGAACAUCAGUGCAUAGCAAACUUGUUUAAAGCAUCUCAUGUUUAUCAUUUGUACAAUAAGUAUAUUUUUCUUUGUUUAAUUUAUAUUAAAUGUGAUUGAUUAAGGUUGUCUUUUUACAGGGGAGUGGGGUUUAUUAGAUUAAUAAUUUCAUAAAGCUGUUUAAGAAAACUAUAGCGGUUACCAAAUCAUUAUAGGAAAGGCAGGGAACCAGUCUGAGCAAUGCACAUUACAUGGUAUUUUGGCUGGUAACCUAUUUCUACUAAGCAAGAUUUGUCUGUGCUUAGUAAGCAGAGCUUGGAGAAGAGCCCAAUACUUGUUGGAAAAGCUUAGUCUGUUACGAAGUGUAGUGCUCUUGUUUCACGCGCCUAUCUUGUCCGCAAUUUUUUUAAGUCAUAUGUACAGAAAGUUAUUGAUUUCUAAAAUGGCGGAAAUGGUAGAUACAUCUUGUGGAGGUGUGUAUUACAAUUCGCAAGAAGCCAAUACAAAUGAUUGCCAUUCCAGAUUAUAUUGUUUUGAGUAUUAACACACACACAUUCUUUAUUCUUUUGCCAAUUGGCUUUAAUACUUAUUCUUGAUAUUAUACAAUGUGCAGCUUGUUAAUAAAGAUAAUUAUGUUA